This is a messenger RNA of Plectropomus leopardus (leopard coralgrouper), 962 nucleotides long. The record is from RefSeq and is a predicted model, not a curated record. Lineage: Eukaryota; Metazoa; Chordata; Actinopteri; Perciformes; Serranidae.
UGCCUCCGCAAACCAUUCUGCACUAUAGAUUUAUCUGUAUAUCAUGCGUGGCAGGUAUACAAAUGCUCUCCGUCCAGCCGGACACCAAGCCAAAAGGCUGUGCCGGCUGCAACCGGAAGAUCAAGGACCGCUACCUGCUGAAGGCCCUCGAUAAGUACUGGCACGAGGACUGCCUCAAGUGUGCCUGCUGCGACUGCAGGCUGGGUGAGGUGGGCUCCACACUCUACACCAAAGCCAACCUCAUCUUGUGCCGGAGAGACUACCUACGGUUGUUUGGCGUAACGGGGAACUGCGCAGCCUGCAGCAAGCUAAUUCCAGCCUUUGAGAUGGUCAUGAGGGCCAAGGAGAACGUCUACCACCUGGACUGCUUCGCGUGCCAGCUUUGCAAUCAGAGGUUUUGUGUGGGAGACAAGUUUUUCCUGAAGAACAACAUGAUUCUGUGCCAGACAGACUACGAGGAAGGGCUGAUGAAGGAGGGCUACGCUCCCCAGGUCCGCUGACCCUCGUAGACCAGCGAGAAGGAAGAGGAGGAGGAAGAGGAGUGGGAGAAAAAGAGAGAGACUGAAGGAGAGCUUGCAAUCACACAACAAAAAGCACUAUUGCCUCCUGUCCAGCUCCUGUCCCCCACAUGUACAUAACUAAGCAAGCUUCCCUGGGAGGGGAGGGGACACACUCUGCUGUACAGAAUAGCCAUAGAGACGCCAGUGUGGCAUUGAAAGGCCCCGGAAGCCUACAACAAACUACAAGUGUGAAAAAAAUAUUUUGGCCAUUUCUUUGUUUGUGACAGAUGCUGCCUCUUUCCUCCUGGCCGACAAACAUCGGCUUCAGAGCAAUUUCUUACCAACAAGCUGAUCCCUUUUCCCGUUGGAAAGCAAAAAAAAAAAAAAAAUGAACCCACCCAAAAGCAGUCUUGUCUCAUCUUACCUGACAAGGACAGACAACUUGUACUUGAAUCUAAAACA